Molecule: messenger RNA, 258 nt
Organism: Fusarium pseudograminearum CS3096
Lineage: Eukaryota; Fungi; Ascomycota; Sordariomycetes; Hypocreales; Nectriaceae
Exons: 3
Coding region: 1-258 (85 amino acids)
Source: RefSeq, a predicted model, not a curated record
AUGUCCAACAACGAAGAAAACCAUGAUUCGUCCGAAAUCAUCCCCGGCCACAAGCGCCCGCAUGUGAGCGCGUACAUGCAGAUGCCCGAGUUCACCGUUGGAGACAGCGUCUAUUACCUCCGAAGUGACGGGUCUCGCGAUGGGCCUUUCCUUGUAGCAACACCACCAGUAGGCAGAAAGUGUGCUCUCUGUUACAGUGAUGGAAGGCCCUUCCAAAACAAUGCGAUGAUAAGCGUUGACGAACUGGAAGCCAAUUAG